AUGAGUAGUAAGAAUACUCGUAUCGCCAUUGUGAGCGAAGAUAAAUGUAAACCAAAGAAGUGUCGUCAAGAAUGUAAACGUUCAUGUCCGGUGGUCAAGACGGGUAAACUGUGUAUCGAAGUAUUGCCAACUUCGAAAAUUGCCUUCAUCUCCGAGAUUUUGUGUAUCGGUUGUGGUAUUUGUGUGAAGAAGUGUCCUUUUGGUGCGAUCAACAUUAUCAAUCUGCCUACUAAUUUGGAGGCACACGUGACGCAUCGUUAUUCUGCUAAUAGUUUCAAAUUGCAUAGAUUACCAACUCCAAGACCUGGUCAGGUUCUUGGUCUUGUUGGUACCAAUGGUAUCGGUAAGUCUACAGCUUUGAAAAUUCUAGCGGGGAAACAGAAGCCAAAUUUGGGACGUUAUGAUGAUCCACCAGAAUGGCAAGAGAUUAUCAAGUAUUUCCGUGGGUCUGAAUUGCAAAACUACUUUACGAAGAUGCUGGAAGAUGACAUCAAGGCCAUUAUCAAACCACAAUACGUUGAUAAUAUUCCUCGUGCGAUCAAAGGACCUAUACAAAAAGUUGGUGAAAUUUUAAAAUUGAGAAUGGAAAGAUCUCAGGAUGAGGUUAAAUACUUUAUCAAAAUCAUGGAUUUACAGAACGUUUUGAACAGAGAGAUUAGUAAAUUGUCGGGUGGUGAGUUGCAAAGAUUUGCCAUUACUAUGUCUUGCGUUCAAAAGGCCGACGUUUAUAUGUUUGAUGAGCCAUCUUCAUAUUUGGAUGUUAAACAACGUCUCAACGCUGCUUUAGUCAUUCGAUCUUUAUUGGACCCUCAAACGUACGUUAUUUGUGUGGAGCAUGAUUUAUCUGUUUUGGAUUAUUUGUCCGAUUUUGUUUGUAUUAUUUAUGGUGUCCCAUCAGUCUAUGGUGUUGUUACAUUACCUUCCUCUGUUAGAGAAGGUAUCAAUAUUUUCCUUGAUGGUCAUAUUCCAUCAGAAAAUCUAAGAUUCAGAACUGAAGCGUUACAAUUCAGAUUAGCUGAUGCUAACGAUGAUCUAAGGGACGAUGCGACUCGUGAUUAUUCGUAUCCUGCAAUGAAACGUACUCAAGGUGAUUUCGUUUUAAAUGUUGAAUCUGGUGAGUUUUCUGAUUCUGAAAUUUUAGUUAUGAUGGGUGAAAAUGGUACUGGUAAGACAACUUUAAUUAAAUUGCUAGCCGGUGUUAUUGAAGCGGACGAUGGUCAAAAAGUUCCAAAACUAAACGUGUCAAUGAAGCCACAAAAGAUUGCACCAAAAUUUCCAGGUACCGUGAGACAAUUAUUUUUCAAAAAGAUCAGAGGUCAAUUUUUGAACCCACAGUUUCAAACCGAUGUUGUUAAACCUUUGAAGAUUGAUGAUAUCAUCGACCAAGAAGUUCAACAUUUAUCUGGUGGUGAAUUACAAAGAGUUGCCAUUGUAUUGGGCUUGGGUAUCCCAGCUGAUAUCUAUUUGAUUGAUGAACCUUCUGCUUAUUUGGAUUCCGAACAACGUAUUAUAUGUUCUAAAGUUAUCAGAAGAUUUAUUCUGCAUAACAAGAAAACAGCCUUUAUUGUUGAGCACGAUUUCAUCAUGGCAACUUAUUUAGCUGAUAAAGUUAUCGUUUUCGAAGGUCAACCAUCAAAGAAUGCAUUUUCAGGGUCACCAGAAUCUCUGUUGACAGGUUGUAAUAGAUUCUUGAAAAAUUUAAAUGUUACCUUUAGAAGAGACCCAAAUUCGUUCAGACCAAGAAUUAAUAAACUUGAUUCUCAAAUGGACAAAGAGCAAAAGUUAUCUGGUAAUUAUUUCUUCCUGGAUAAUGUCAACGUUUAA
This is a messenger RNA of Zygotorulaspora mrakii, 1824 nucleotides long. It is a transcript of the gene RLI1, whose product is annotated as Fe-S cluster-binding ribosome biosynthesis protein. Lineage: Eukaryota; Fungi; Ascomycota; Saccharomycetes; Saccharomycetales; Saccharomycetaceae. Gene Ontology annotation, molecular function: ATP hydrolysis activity; iron ion binding; ribosomal small subunit binding. The transcript has a single exon. Gene Ontology annotation, biological process: translational termination; ribosomal subunit export from nucleus; translational initiation. Bases 1 to 1824 code for a protein of 607 amino acids. The record is from RefSeq and is a predicted model, not a curated record.